AUGUAUCUUUUUCAUUUUGUUUAUAUCUAUCUAUCUAUCUAUCUAUCUAUCUAUCUAUCUAUCUAUCUAUCUAUAAUUUUUAGAUUUUUUUGUUAUCAUCUAUCUUUUGAUCUUUUUCAGUUUUUUCAUAUGUAUGUUUUUUAUUUUGUUUAUGUCUGUCUAUCUAUCUAUCUAUCUAUCUAUCUAUCUAUCUAUCUAUCUCUACCCGUUUAUAUCCAUCUUUUUUUAAUUUGUUUAUAUCUAUCUAUCUAUCUUUUCUGUCUCUUCAUGCCCCUCUAUCUCAUUUUUUCUCCCUUCCUCGCCAUCCCUCUUUUUUUUUCUCUCUAUACUCUCUCUCUCUCUCUCUCUCUCUCUCUCUUCUGUUCAUGUCUAUCUAUCUAUCUAUCUAUCUAUCUAUCUAUCUAUCUAUCUAUUUAUUUAUUUUUUCCGUCUUCUGUUCAUAUCGAUCUAUCUUCUUUUAUAUUGUAUCUAUCUAUCUAUCUAUCUAUCUAUAAUUUUUUUACCUGCUCAUAUCUAUCUAUCUAUCUAUCUAUCUAUCUAUCUAUCUAUCUAUCUAUCUAUCUAUCUAUCUAUCUAUAUUUUUUUGAGUCUCUUUUUCAAUUUGUUCAUAUCUAUCUAUCUAUCUAUCUAUCUAUCUAUCUAUCUAUCUAUCUAUCUAUCUAUCUAUCUAUCUAA
This is a messenger RNA of Acanthosepion pharaonis, 675 nucleotides long. Lineage: Eukaryota; Metazoa; Mollusca; Cephalopoda; Sepiida; Sepiidae. The record is from the annotation of a GenBank genome assembly.